Messenger RNA from Paramecium sonneborni, 775 nucleotides. Lineage: Eukaryota; Ciliophora; Oligohymenophorea; Peniculida; Parameciidae. The record is from the annotation of a GenBank genome assembly.
AUGUCUCAACCGUUAAGAGUAGAUGAUUUUGUAGAUGAACUUCGAAAAUAUGAUAGAAAAGAGGAUUUUAUGGCUGUAAUGAAAUAAUAUGAGCAAAGGUACUUUGAAAUAGAAAUAUAGAUAUUAUGAUUAAUUUGAAUAGUUUGCAAAUAACAAUUUUCCUCCUGAAUUAUAGAGAUAAUAGAGACCAAAAUAAGAAUAUCUAUUUAAAUAAUAACCAUAAUAAUAAAAGCCACCAGUAGUUCGUUCAAAUUCAGCAAAUAAAUUGGAAUACUAAGAUUAAUAUUAAAUAUUUGCAUAAUAGUAAAUAUAAGUACCAUAAAUGGCAUAAAUUCCUUAAAGACCACCAUCUAGAGGUGAAUUAUAAGAUCCUUUUAAGAGACCAUAAGAUCAAUAUGAUUAUAGAUUGAGUCCUGUUGUUUAAUAAGAUCCUUUUAGAGGUUUAAAUAAAUAGUAGUAUAAUUCAUAAUAAAGGAAUCCUACUUAAAUUCCAAAUUAAUAAAUUCCAUUUUCACCAUUUUAAGCUGCUUAAGGAUAAGGUUUAGUAAAUAAUAAUUAAUAAAUGGGCUUACCAUUUGGGAAUUAAGGAGGUGCUAUUAUUAAUCCUUUAUUCCAGAAUUAUGGUUUAUAAUAAUAAUAAUAAUAUGAAUAAGCUUAAUAUUAAUAAUAAAAUGUAUAAUAUCCUAAAACAGGACCAAAUUAAUAAUAAUAAAUGGAUGCUUUUCUUAAUGAGAUAAAAUCUUAAAGAAUUCAAAAGUAAUAAUAAUAUAAAUGA